UCAAAGCGCCGGGACUGAGCUCAGUGUGGUGCUGCAGAUCACAGCCGGCCUUUUCUCUGUGUGCUUGUUGGGGUUUUUUUUUUGUUUGUUUUUUUGUAAUAAGACUGGAAGUAUGAGCUGUUCCACUCCCGAUCCGAGGCUGGAGCAUCUGCUGAGCGCGGUGGAGAGCGAGUUUCAGAAAGGGAGCGAGAAAGGAGACGCGUCGGAGCGGGACAUUAAAGUGAGCCUGGAGGACGCAGAGCUGUGGAGCAAGUUUAAAGAGCUCACCAAUGAAAUGAUUGUGACCAAGACUGGCAGGCGGAUGUUCCCCGUGCUGAGGGCGAGUGUUAGCGGUCUGGACCCCAACGCCAUGUACUCGGUGCUGCUGGACUUUGUGGCUGCAGAUAAUAACCGCUGGAAGUACGUGAACGGAGAGUGGGUUCCGGGCGGCAAGCCGGAGCCGCAGAGCCCCAGCUGCGUGUACAUCCACCCCGACUCCCCCAACUUCGGAGCCCACUGGAUGAAAGCACCUGUGUCCUUCAGCAAAGUCAAACUGUCCAACAAACUCAACGGAGGAGGACAGAUUAUGUUGAACUCCCUGCACAAGUAUGAGCCGAGGAUCCACAUUGUGAAGGUGGGAGGCAUCCAGAAAAUGAUCAGCAGCCAAUCUUUCCCAGAGACUCAGUUCAUAGCAGUUACAGCUUACCAAAAUGAAGAGAUUACAGCUCUGAAGAUCAAACACAACCCUUUUGCUAAGGCCUUCUUGGAUGCUAAAGAGAGGAGUGACCACCGGGAGGCCCAAGAUCAAAGCAGUGACAAUCAGCAGUCUGGCUACUCACAGAUUGGUGGCUGGUUUUUGCCCAGUAAUGGCCCCAUCUGCCCCAGCAAUAGCCCGCCCCAGUUCAGUGGGUCCCCGGGUCACUCCUCCAGCUCUUACUGCGAGCGCUACUCCAGCCUGCGGAGCCACCGAGCAUCUCCGUACCCCAGCCAUUACCCUCAUCGCAGCACUAACAACAACAAUUACAUGGACAGCUCAUCAGGGAGUAUUCCAACCCAUGACAACUGGUCAACCUUGCAAAUCCCUAAUUCUAGUGGAAUGGGCACCCUUGCUCAUACCACUAACUCCACCUCCAACACUAGCCAGUACCCCAGCCUAUGGUCUGUGGCUGGGACUGCCCUCACCCCAUCCGGCUCAGCUUCAGGCUCCAUUGCUGGGGGUCUAACCUCUCAGUUCCUGCGAGGCUCCUCCGUGUCUUACUCAGGUCUGACCUCCUCUCUACCCGUCUCUUCUCCAUCGACCAUGUAUGAUCCCAGCCUGACUGAAGCGGGAGUGGCUGAUGCCCAGUUUGAGACGUCCAUUGCUAGGCUUACAGCUUCCUGGGCACCUGUAGCACAGAGCUACUGAGAACUGACUGGGGCCCAAGAGACUUGCUGCUGCCGUUACAGAGCUAGCGUAAGCACCCUGGAUCUGAGGUUAAGAUCCCUGGAUGGUGAUAAAAUAAAUAGAUAGCUCUAAUGCAGGUGAGUAGGAGAAGAUCCAGAAGAGAUUCCUUCAAGCAGUUUUAGGAAAUUCCUUUAUCAUGUUAGAAUGCUGAAAUAAAUACAUGACUCAUAGUCAUUGCUACUGAUGAUAGUAAUAAUUUUAUAGAAAGUAUAGAAAAUUUACUGUCAGCCAUUUUGGGACCAACAGUGGAGCUCCUGGAACUACAAGAUUAAUAAGACCAAAGGUUAUUGUUGACUGAAUAAAUGUAAAUGUCUGUAAAUAAAUUUAAGUUAAUGUCCAUUCUUGUGGUUGGUCAUAUAGAAUAUAAAUUUAAAAUAUUCAGAAACCUAUGUGUGCUUGAAAGAAAGAAGGACAUGUGUCUUGUAUCCUUUCUGGUAAUAUGCAAUGGGAUGUCCUGUAACUUGCACACAGAAGUGCCUUGUACAUACCUAUCUAUUUGUACUUGUUUGCUGUAAGCUUUAUUUAUGUCUUUUUAAUAUUAAAUUAAUUUUUUUUCUCCAAAA
Pangasianodon hypophthalmus (striped catfish) is the source of this 1986-nucleotide messenger RNA. RefSeq names its product T-box transcription factor Ta (gene tbxta). Bases 113 to 1384 code for a protein of 423 amino acids. Gene Ontology annotation, biological process: regulation of transcription by RNA polymerase II; cell fate specification; positive regulation of DNA-templated transcription. The transcript is spliced from 8 exons. Gene Ontology annotation, cellular component: nucleus. The record is from RefSeq and is a predicted model, not a curated record. Gene Ontology annotation, molecular function: RNA polymerase II cis-regulatory region sequence-specific DNA binding; DNA-binding transcription factor activity, RNA polymerase II-specific. NCBI's taxonomy places the organism in Eukaryota, Metazoa, Chordata, Actinopteri, Siluriformes, Pangasiidae.